CCAUUAAGGAUUUAGGGCUCUUUUAAUUUUUUCCUCUUCUUCUUCUUCCUGAGACGAAAAAGGUGAAAUUGAUGGGAACUCCAGAAAGUGCGAGAGAGCCAUGUCCGGAUCGGAUCCUCGAUGACGUGGGAAGUGCGUUUGGCAUGGGUGCUGUUGGAGGAUCAGCCUUUCACUUCCUAAAGGGAAUCUACAAUUCUCCCAACAGCGCUCAUCUCUCCGGCGGCACUCAGGCCGUGCGAAUGAACGCGCCGAGAAUCGGAGGAGGCUUCGCGGUAUGGGGUGGUCUAUUCUCGACAUUCGAUUGCGCUUUGGUGUACGCAAGACAGAAGGAAGAUCCAUGGAACUCGAUCUUAUCUGGCGCCGCCACUGGAGGCCUUCUCUCGAUGCGUCAAGGAAUUAACGCGACGGCUCGCUCGGCUAUAGUCGGAGGCGUUCUUUUGGCUCUCAUAGAAGGAGCAGGGAUCAUGAUUAACAAAUUUAGUGCUUUGCAGCAGCAGAAAGAGCAGCUUUUCAUGGAGGAUGCUGCUUCAGCUUCGGCGCCGUAUGGUGUGCCCAUGGGUCAGGUUUUUGGUCAGGUUGUACCGGAGACUUCGGAGGCUGGUUCGGGAUCUUGGUUUGGGGGUUUAUUUGGUAAUGGGAAGAAGAAGGAAUCUGAGGAUAAAUCAGGGAGCAAGACUCAGAUUCUGGAGAGCUUUGAUGCGCCUCCUGUGCCCACUUACGAGUUUUAAGUGAUACUUUUAAUCGAGGUCUAGAUCCAUUUAUUAUUAUUAAUUUUCAAGCUAGAGCUUAAUUUCUAGAAUUAUUAUAUUCUGCAAACGCUUGAUAACCAUUUUUUUUAAGCUUUCGAAGUUUAGAGCCUAAUUUCCGUCUGGUUAUAUGUAAAAUUAGCAAAUGUUACAACAUAAUUAGCGAGGUUUAACUUCUUGUGAUAA
Messenger RNA from Eutrema salsugineum, 932 nucleotides. RefSeq names its product mitochondrial import inner membrane translocase subunit TIM17-1. The transcript has a single exon. Gene Ontology annotation, molecular function: transmembrane protein transporter activity. The record is from RefSeq and is a predicted model, not a curated record. The coding region runs from base 72 to 728 and encodes 218 amino acids. NCBI's taxonomy places the organism in Eukaryota, Viridiplantae, Streptophyta, Magnoliopsida, Brassicales, Brassicaceae. Gene Ontology annotation, biological process: protein import into mitochondrial matrix. Gene Ontology annotation, cellular component: mitochondrial inner membrane; TIM23 mitochondrial import inner membrane translocase complex.